AUGUAUGAAGGGCAGGAUAAUGUUGCUGGGCUUGGGGAGCUCCCCACGGUUACCGCGGCGACCCGAGCAGGUCCCGCUGCAGCAACAACUGUGCCUGCGCCGGUAGCAGCGGAAACGGCACCAGCAGCAGAAGCAAUACCAGCAGCAGCUUCUCAAGCAUCCACCUACGCAGAGUACCCUUCGGGGCCUUCAGGGGAGGGCUGCGUCUCAAAAGGCUCAGCAGGAGUUGUAGCAGGCCCGCCACCAGAGGCGGCAGCAGCAAAUGCAGCAGCAGACGCAGCACCAGAAGCUGAUGCAGCGGCAGACCUGGCUGCUUACCGCCAACUGCACCACCAGCGGUACGCCGAGCGCUUGCUGCGAGAGGCAGCCGAGGCGGAACUGAUUCAGCGGCAGAGGGAAGAACAGAUUGGCGUGGAGCUGGCUCGUAGGUUGCAGCAGGAGGAGUUUGACCGGCUUGCGAUGGAAAAUGCAGCGAACCGGGAAAGGCAGAGGCAACUGGCGGAAGCGCGUUUUGGCGCUUCUGCCACUUCUUUCCAGGCGCCAACAAACACUGCAGUAGCAAUAGCAGCAGCAGAUACGGAAGGCCACCACUAUGCUCUCGCGCCAACAGGCGGGGAAGCCAUGGGAGACGACGGAGUGAGGGCCCCGCUGCGAACAAACUACACGGAGCGCCUUCUCGGUGAUUCGCCCUCUCGGCUGGCAGUUUCUUCCUUUCGGUCGCAGAGACUCUUCGAAGCUUAUUCGUCACCAAUGCAUGAAGAAAGGGACCCAGACACUCCGGGGCUCUGGGCUCUUUUGAGGCAAGGAACUUGGGUCGCUCGAGGAGAUAACAGCGAGCUUCAAAUCUGUGGGUUCUCAGCGCGGCACCUGCUGCCAUGUUGUUUGUGGCUGCUUCUGAUGGUGUUGCCCCUUAUCAUUCUUGUUUACGAGCUCUUAUCUAUUCAAACAGCUGCGUAG
Messenger RNA from Eimeria necatrix, 957 nucleotides. RefSeq lists its product as hypothetical. The transcript is spliced from 5 exons. The record is from RefSeq and is a predicted model, not a curated record. NCBI's taxonomy places the organism in Eukaryota, Apicomplexa, Conoidasida, Eucoccidiorida, Eimeriidae. Bases 1 to 957 code for a protein of 318 amino acids.